Messenger RNA from Candidula unifasciata, 453 nucleotides. Lineage: Eukaryota; Metazoa; Mollusca; Gastropoda; Stylommatophora; Geomitridae. The record is from the annotation of a GenBank genome assembly.
AUGAAGAAGCUGAAGCGUCGGUUGUCCUUGACCUUGAGCAAACGAGGUCGUACUUUAGACGAAAGCUUAUCUGAACUUGCCGAGCAGAUGACCAUUGAUGACGUGGUAGCCCUGAGCGAGCAGCAGCUACAACAGCAACAGCAUCACCACCUGCAGAAUCCACUACACAACCAUCUUCAUCGCAGUCAACCACAGCUUGAUCAAUUCCGAAUACCUUCGGCUCCACAGCUUCUGCAAGGCAACACAGCCAGUGAGGAAAGACCUGGCCGGUUAAAAACAUUCUAUCCAUUCAGAGCAGGGAUUAUUCACGAAAACGGGGUGGUACAUGAAAACCCGCGCCUGGCAGCAGAGAGCGCCGACCUUGACGAGGUGCGAAGGGCAGCUGACGAACGCUACGACGUUGUGUCUCCAGUCACAGUUCGCUUACGGAACAAACAGAGGCGGCUCAGUGAG